Messenger RNA from Ichthyophthirius multifiliis, 1209 nucleotides. RefSeq lists its product as hypothetical. Gene Ontology annotation, molecular function: 5'-nucleotidase activity. Lineage: Eukaryota; Ciliophora; Oligohymenophorea; Hymenostomatida. The record is from RefSeq and is a predicted model, not a curated record. The transcript is spliced from 3 exons.
AUGGACAAAUAUUCUUAUUUAAAAUUAAAAUCCUUAAAAAAUCAUUAAUAUAUAGGUUUUGAUGUUGACCAUUGUUUAAUCCGUUAUCAUAUCAAAUCAAUUACUCGUGCAUGCUAUGAAUCACUCAUGAAAACAUUAAUAAACGAAAAAGGCUAUCCCGAAACUUUGUUAAAUUUAACCGAAAAAGAAAUUGGAAUAGGCUUAAAUUAUUCAUUGAUUGAUAUAAAUAAAGGCACAAUUUUAUAAAUAGGUAAAAAUAAGACUAUACUAAAAGGUUACAGAGGAUUUAAAUAAAUUAACAUAGAAGAAGAAUAUGGAAAAGAUUAUAUCAUAGAAGCCUUUGAACCUUUAUUAAUUAACAGAAAUCCAGAAUUUAUGGUCUUGGCUACUUACUUUGAAAAUUCUAAAGGUGUAAUAUUUGCCAAAAUAGUAGAUUUCAAAACAAAAGAAAAGGUCUUAAAAGAAAAUGACUAUAAAGAUAUAAUUAAUGACAUAGAUUUUGCUGUAAAAUAAAAUUAUAUGCAUUAUAAUGAAUAAAGAGUAUAUAAAAUAUAGUAAUAUGGUACUUUUUUUAAAAGUAUAUGUGAUAAUCCAUAAGGAUUAAUUCAUAAAUAAGCCAAGUUUAGAAAAAUACUAGAAAAUUUAAAAUAAUAAAAUAACAAAUUCCUCUUUAUUGUAACUAAUUCUCAUUUUGAAUUUAUUAAUUUUACAAUGUCUUAUUCAUAUGGAGAUGAUUGGUAAAAUUUAUUUGAUUUAAUAUUCGUAAAAGCUUAAAAACCGGCAUUUUUUACAAAUUAAAAUAAUACUAUGUACGAAUAUGAUGAAUAAAAUCCUUUAUUAAUAGGUAAAGAAGUCAUAGAUAUAGAAAAAAGUGGAAAGAAAAUAUUCGUAGAAGGUAAUUAUUAGAUUUUAGAAAAUUAUAUUAAUAGUAAAUUUGGUUUUUCUAUUGAUAAAAAAAUACUCUUUUUUGGUGACAAUAUACUCUCAGAUUGUUAUUAUUCAUAAUAGUUAAGUUAAUGGGAUUCUAUAGCUAUUGUGGAAGAGUUAUAUGAAGAAUUAAAUGAUAAUGACUAUUGGGGAAACUUUAUGGAUAAAAAUAAUGAAAGUUUUAAUAGUUUCUGGCUUAAUGUGGCUAAAUAAGAUCUUUAAGGAGGUUUUAUAAGACUAGUUGAUAGUUAAGAUGCACAAAUUAUAUGGGAAAGUGUUUGA